This is a messenger RNA of Chara braunii, 2176 nucleotides long. Lineage: Eukaryota; Viridiplantae; Streptophyta; Charophyceae; Charales; Characeae. The record is from the annotation of a GenBank genome assembly.
UCGGGGCAGAAGGAUUUGGAGAAGCAGCCGGAGGACCUCGACCCCAAUAAGGGCAAGGAUCCAACAAUGGAUGUGGACCCGGUGAAGAUGCAGGGGGAAAAAGGGAACGAGGGAGAGGAGAACAGUACGCCUAUGGAUUAAGAUAUUUUGAAUGCAGGCAGAGAGAAGAGGAAGAGAGACGAGGAUCCACCUGAGAUGGAGGAGAUAUCAGAUGAGGAAGAAGAAGACGCAGGGAUCAGAGAUGAAGAGGAGAAAAUGAAAGCAGGGAUCGAAGAUGAAGAAGAUGUGGAAUAUAGUCCGGAGAGCGAAAUGGGGGAAAAUGAGGAGGAAGGAAGUGAGGACAAAGGAGAAAAAGUUGGGUCGGCCUCCCUCCCUGAUCCCGUAAAAUUCUACGUCAACGAUGUGUUUAACACGCAGACGCCAGUCGCUACCACCAAGGGGGAUUCGGAUCUCCUCGUAGAGAAAAUCCCAAUGAAAAGAGUACUGACUCCCGCAAUCAUGGAACCUGAAACCUCCUCAAAAGAGGAUUUUAAGGAUUGCAGGGAAGCCAUCACCACGUCAGAGCACGAGUGGGUCCACUUCCCAAUGGGAAUUUGCAAUGCACCGGCUACUUUUCAGAGAGCGAUGAAUGUCACGUUUCAGAAUUUCGGCAACAAGACCAGAUUGACUCAAGGCAUGAUUAAUUCCUGCGCCAUUGCGUACAUGGAUGACAUCCUGGUCUCCUCGGAAUCAUUCCACGAGCAUGCACAACAUCUCGAGUGGACACUUGGGGCGUUGCCGGAUGCUGGCUUCAAGAUUGCAUUGGAAAAAAAUGAGUUUUUUUUUUCCGGAAAUCUCGUUCCUGUGGUACGUGGUGACCCGGGGAGGCUUACGACCGGAUUCGAGAAAGUUCGCGGCCGUUUGGAAUGCCCCUACGCCUACAACAUUGACGCAGAUCAUUUAUCUAAAUGGAUCGAGGCGUAUCCUUGCAAGACGCGACAGGCGGCGGAGAUCGCGCGAUAUGUCAACCAUUUUCUCGGAAUGCAUCAGGACAAAGAGGAGAUUCUAAUGGAUAACGAGGCAGAAUUCAGAGGGGAACUCCUGAGGACACUGGUCCUACAUGGUGUCUCUAUCCGGAAUACUUCCCCCGUCAAACUGGGGCUCCCCUUCAACAUCAUGCGCAACAAGUAUUUCUUGCGCAUGAUAGAGAAGGUCCGCGACGCGGAGCGGUCCUUCAUCCCCACAAAAUAUGACACACAGCGAACGAAGAGGUUGGACAUGUCUCGGUCGUGGGUCGAGGAGGGGGUUUUGCGGCAGCAGAGAAGUUGGGCUCGAACCGGAUGCAUGCUCCAGCUUGAUGGCUGGACUGACAUAAGAGGGAGACCGCACUUGAAUGUCAUGGUCUCCUUUCCGACCCGUGUGCUUUUUUGGAAGUCGCAUUGCGUGUCAAGCAAGGAGAAGGGAGCAGCAACGUACUUCGAUAUCUUAUAUGAGUCGAUUCACGAGGUUGGCGAGAAGAGUGUUGUUGGAGUGAUUAUGGACAACGUUGCUGUGUGCGCGAGAGCUGGCAGAUUUGUGAAUGAUACAUACCCGCUAACCUUCCAUGUGCCAUGCGCUGCGCAGUGCCUCAACUUAAUGUUGCAUGAUAUUGGGAAGAUAGAGUGGGUGGCUGAAACGGUGACGAAGGCGAACGACAUGGUGAAGUUCGUCAUGAACCACCAACGAGUCAGGGAUGUUUACUACAUCCAUGCAGGUGGACGGCAGUUACUGCGACCCGCGGCAACGCCAAUUCACACCAAAGAGCGCAAUGGCUUGGCCCCCGAGACAAUGCACAAGCUGGUGUACAGCAAGUGGAACAUGCAGCUACUUGACAUGCUGCUAGAGAGGGCCAAAGACCUUAUUGAAUGGGAUGACCCACCGAUAGAGGAGGAGCAAAAGGAGGCCAAAGAAAGAGUGAAGGUGGCUGAGCGGCGAUUGAAGAGUCUUACCUCAGCUGGUGACAAUGUUGUUCCACCAACUGAUGACGGGAAUGAUGAAGAUGGGGAUGAAGCUGUUGUUCCCUGCCGUGAAGAAUGCAACCUGGAGGAGAUUGAGGAGGGUCAGCACGGGGACUGAUGUGGAUUGACGAAGGCAGGCAACUUCCUAUCUAAACGUUCCCAAAGAGAUGUGCGAAGAAAGGCACGCACCUUGGGAACAG